Messenger RNA from Rhodamnia argentea, 3006 nucleotides. Its product is annotated as sodium/hydrogen exchanger 8-like. Gene Ontology annotation, molecular function: sodium:proton antiporter activity. The record is from RefSeq and is a predicted model, not a curated record. Gene Ontology annotation, cellular component: chloroplast envelope; membrane. Gene Ontology annotation, biological process: proton transmembrane transport. NCBI's taxonomy places the organism in Eukaryota, Viridiplantae, Streptophyta, Magnoliopsida, Myrtales, Myrtaceae.
GCGACCAGAGGGGAGAUUAUGGUCACAUGUUCGCUCGUACAGCAAUGGUCGAGUUCCUGCUGUGGCAUGCGAGUGUGGCGCUUCUGCUUCGGAACAAUGGCGAAACCAACACCAACGGACGGAGUGUUAUUCGCCGGCCUGAGCUGCGUCGUCGGCGUCGCUUGCAGGCACCUUCUCCGAGGCACUCGCGUCCCUUACACCGUAGCCCUGCUCCUCCUCGGCCUCGCCGUCGGCUCUCUGGAGUUUGGUGCGAGUCUACCGUUAGGGGCACUGGGGAAUGCAAUCCGCCUUUGGGCAGAUAUUGAUCCCGAUCUCUUGUUGGCAGUCUUUCUUCCUCCUCUUCUUUUCGAGGGCUCAUUUUCUAUGGACAGCCACCAAAUCAAGAAAUGUAUGGUACAGAUGCUUUUCCUUGCAGGCCCAGGCGUCAUUAUUUCGACAUUUUGCAUCGGAUGUGCUCUGAAGCUUACUUUUCCAUAUGAAUGGAGUUGGCAAACAUCUUUACUGCUGGGGGCAAUUUUGAGUGCAACUGAUCCUGUGGCUGUUGUUGCCUCAUUGAAAGAGCUUGGAACAAGCAAAAAAUUGAGUACAAUCAUUGAGGGAGAAUCAAUGAUGAAUGAUGGGGCAUCAGUUGUGGUAUAUCAGUUCUACAGAAUGGUGCUUGGCUGGCACUUGAAAUGGGCGGACAUAUUCAAGUUCUUGACUGAAGCAACGGUUGGAGCUUUUGGCUUGGGUAUAGCUUUUGGCAUUGUGUCAGUAUAUUCUGGGUUUAUGCACAAUGAUUCUGAGAUAAAUCUGGCUUUGACGCUUUCUGCGAGCUACAUUUCUUACUUUACGGCUCAGGAAGUUGCUGACAGUUCUGGCAUCUUAACAGUGGUCACUCUAGGAAUGGUUUUUGCUGCAGUUGCUAGGAUUACAUUCAAAGGUAAUUGUCAACAGAGCUUGCAUAACUUUUGGGAGGGGACAGCCUACAUUGCCAAUAUGUUGAUUUUCAUAUUGAGCGGAGUGAUCAUGGCCAAGGGUUUUUUCUGCUCUGACAAUAAUGCCAAAACUGGGAGCUCCUGGGGCUAUCUCUUUCUUCUUUAUGUCUUUACUCAAGUUGCACGAGCCAUAGCUGUGGUUACUCUCUAUCCUCUUAUACAGUAUUUUGGAUAUGGUUUGAGCUGGAAAGAAGCUGUCCUUGUCUUUUGGUCUGGUCUGAGAGGAGCAGUUGCAUUAUCAAUGGCCCUAUCAAUCAAAGAUGCCAGCAAUGCCACACCAUACAUAAGUUCAGAAACAGGAAACCUGUUCCUUUUUCUCACUGCUGGCACUGUGUUUCUGACACUUGUUGUCAAUGGGUCUACUGCGCAAUUCUUGCUUAGUUUCUUUGGCAUGGAUGAGCUAUCAGAGAUGGAGAAACUCACAUUGGACUACACAAAGUACAAAAUGAUGGACGUAGCUCUAGGGGCUCGUGAGAAUCUCCAAAAUGAUGAUUUGGGGCCUUUUGAUUGGUUCACUGUCAAAAGUUACAUGAUGUCCUUAAAUAACAUGGACUUGGAAGGUGUGCACCCUCACACUGUUUCUACCUGCAGCAGUAACCUGGCCCAGAUAAAUUUACAAGCAGCUCGAGCAUGCCUUUUAAGGGCUGCUCAGGCUGCUUACAAGAGGAUGCUUGAUGAUGGAUGGGUAACUCAAACUACGGCAUAUCUUUUGAUGGGCUCAGUUGAUGAUGCAAUCGAUUCAGUUUCGAGAGAGCCUUUGUGUGACUGGAAAGGCUUGAAACUUCAUAUUGAUUUUCGGAAUGAUUAUAAGUGCUUUGGCAGAGGCAUUUUCCCACAAAAGCUGGUCAACUAUUUGUCCCUAAAGAAACUAAAAUUCGCAUGUUAUACCUGCAGUGCAUUUCUUCGAGCCCACAAGAUUGCAAGGAGAAAAAUUCUUGAAUAUAUGGGUGAAAGUAACAUUAUAGCUGAAGUCAUUAGUGAAAGUGAAGCAGAAGAAACGGAAGCCAGAAAGCUUUUAGAAGACAUUCUUCUCGCAUUUCCUGAGGUUUUACGAAGUGUGAGAACAAGUCAAGUUACGUGUUCACUGCUGAAUAAUUUAGAAGAUUACAUUCAGAAUCUUGGCAAAGAUGGUGUCUUGGAAGAUAAAUUGUUGCUUCAUCUUCAUGAGCUUGUCCAGAGUGAUUACAAGAAACUGUUAAGGUCUCCUCCUCGCAUAAAGGUUCCCAGGGCAAGAGACGUGAUAAGUCAGCAUCCUUGUCUUGGUAGUCUUCCAUAUCAGGUUUGCCAGGCUCUAGAGAAUUCUGUGAAGGAAACAGUCAAGCCCCAGGGAAUGGUACUUUCAGAGAAGGGAUGCAUGCCAAGGUCUUUGUUUCUUAUUGCAAAUGGUCUAGUUAAGUCUGAAGUGAGGCAUCCCAAUAGCCCCCAUGGUCUAUAUACGACUUUUCCUCAAGGAUGUAUCAUGGGCCUCUAUGAGUUGCUGUCUGGGAAAACUUAUUUCUGUGAUUUGACUUCAGAUACCAUGGUACUCUGUUACAUGAUCGAAGUCAAAGUGUUACUUCCACUGGUGAGAUCGAUUCCCGAAGUUAAGAAUAUACUCUGGGAGGAGUGCAUCGUAGUUUUGGCCAAACUUUUGCUCACCCAAAAGUUCGAGAAGACAUCAACACCUGAUCUAAGAACUUUUCUUCUUGAAAGAUCUUCAAUGAUCACCUACAUAGCGGGAGAAGCUGUGGAAAUUCGGAACGAGACAAUUGGCUUCCUGUUGGAAGGAUUAUUGCGAACUCCAGAUCUCCCUUCAGUGGCUGUGGAAUCUCCGGCUGCGCUGUUGCCUUCACAGGAGAGUCCAAAUUCUUCCACACCAGAAGCACCAGGCUCUACAAUGUCUGGCUUUUGUCAUUACGGAUCCCGGUAUCAAGUUGAGGAAACAGCGACGAUCGCGCAUGUUGAUAUGUCGGGUUGGUGCAUUUGAUGGUCCAAUUUCAGGAACAUCGAGGAUGAGUUCCUAGCAGCAGCAGUGCCGACUGCUGAGGAC